This is a messenger RNA of Mugil cephalus (flathead mullet), 1181 nucleotides long. RefSeq names its product otospiralin 2 (gene otos2). Bases 596 to 1000 code for a protein of 134 amino acids. Gene Ontology annotation, biological process: sensory perception of sound. The transcript has 2 exons. The record is from RefSeq and is a predicted model, not a curated record. NCBI's taxonomy places the organism in Eukaryota, Metazoa, Chordata, Actinopteri, Mugiliformes, Mugilidae.
ACCCUCUGGCUGCAUGUUGGUACAGCCCGUCUGGACACCUAGGCGUGAAAAGUGUCUCGUACGUGCUUCUUUUCAUGCGCUUUCAUCCAUUCACUCUUUCCCUUUGCUUUUUCAGCCAUUUUCACCCCUUGAAAAAAAUAAAAAAAUAAAUCUGCAAAUCUCACACUCAGCUACUGAUGGUUUCAACAAUAGGUUUAUAUCAACUACAGUGAAAUGAGCAUCAUUAUUCAAGGGAAAGGGCUGCAGCUGGCUCUACCAGCAGCUCUAAAUCUCAAAAUCAUCUGUUUAAAAAAAAUAGUAGUUUAACAAUGUAUUUUUGCACAUUUUAUGGUAGAAACCCUGAUGCAUUAUUCCUCGGUGAAAAGCAAACAGACUUCGGGGGUAUUGACUGAGGCUUCCUGACGUGAUUUGGAGACAGGAGGGUGAAAAGAGGCAAAAUGUGAAAAACAAACAUGUGCCACUUCUCCACAUUUUCUGAGAUGCGGUCAUCAACCUGAGACCAGUCUGAGGGAGAGGGACAAAGGAAGAGAACCAGAGGCACAAUCUGCUGCUGAUCAGGUAAGACAAGAUACAAGGUGAUCUGAAAUGUUUUAAGAUGUCAUUUACAUUUCUUCUUGCUGUUAUUAUAAUGUUCUGCACAUUUCUCUUACAGAGAUUGUUGAAAAUAAUUACUUCUCCACGUCAAGCCUUUUGCGUUCUGUCUCUCGGCUGCAGCAUGCACGCUGUGUCAGUGUCAGUGCUGCUCUGCUCUCUUCUGCUGAGCUUCCUGCCUCCUACAGAGGGGAGCGAGGCAGCCGGCGGCAAGGAGGAGAGGCAGAAGCGAAGCUUACCCUACUGGGGCAUGUGGUCGUCAGACUUUUACGGAUGGUUGGAGGAGUUACGUGCCCAGGCAGCGGAUAGCGGGAUACAGGACCUGGCUCGCACCUUUUGGGCUCACUUCCCCAUCAGCAACGGGCUGGGCUACGAUAGUCCUGAGUCUGACCCCCAGCUUGAGGAGUGAGGCAAAGGUGAUGCAGGAUGGAGAUUUUAAAGGCUUAGCGCAAACAGAAGUCAUCUUCAGUGUAUGUUAAUGUUCUCAAUACUAGUUGGGGGAAAGCCUUUCCCUUUGUAUGUAUAAACAUUUAUAUAAAACAUUUCUGUUUCAACUCCCCUGACCUUAUUAAAACCCAACAUGGUGCACC